ACGAAAAAGAGCCAAGUCAAGCCAGAAAAAUAAAACUCCGCCAUUGCUGUGGCGGAUUAUUUGCAGCUGCGUUUAUUAAGAUCAUUUUUACCUAGUGGAAACGGUUACAAUCCGAUUUUACAGUGCAAGAUGGGUGUUCCAAAGUUUUUUCGCUACAUAAGCGAACGGUAUCCGUGUUUGAGCGAGUUACUGCGAGAGAAUCAGGUGCCUGAGUUCGACAACCUGUACCUCGAUAUGAACGGCAUCAUCCACAACUGUUCACAUCCGAACGAUGCGGACGUUACGUACCGGAUAUCGGAGGAAAUGAUAUUCGAGGGUAUCUUUCACUACGUCGAAUAUCUUUUCAAGAUGAUUCGGCCUCAGAAGGUGUUUUUCAUUGCCGUGGAUGGAGUGGCACCGCGCGCCAAAAUGAAUCAACAGCGGGGACGGCGCUUCCGGUCCGCACAUGAAGCUGGAGAGCAGCUGAAGGCUGCGAUCGCCAAGGGUGAAACGAUCCCCGAUGAGGACCGUUUCGAUAGCAACUGUAUUACGCCCGGGACCGCCUUCAUGGUGCGGUUACAGAUAGCCCUGGAACACUUUAUCCAGGUGAAAAUAGCGACCGACAUUCUGUGGAAGGCUUGUACCGUUAUCUUGAGCGGUCAUGAGACUCCUGGUGAAGGCGAACAUAAAAUUAUGGAGUACAUACGGCAUGCGAAGGCACAACCUGGCUUUAAUCCAAACACACGCCACUGCCUGUACGGAUUAGAUGCCGACCUGAUUAUGCUUGGGCUGUGUACACACGAAAGAUUCUUUUCGCUACUGCGUGAGGAGGUAAAGUUUGGAAAGAACGACAAGAAGGCAACGGUAAUGAAGGAAAUCCGCUUCUACCUGCUGCACCUGACACUGUUAAGUGAAUAUCUGGAGCUAGAGUUUGCCAGCGUACGCAAUAAGCUUCGUUUUCCGUUCGACAUCCACAAGCUGAUCGAUGACUGGGUACUCAUGAUAUAUCUGGUCGGAAACGACUUUAUUCCGCACUUGCCGAACUUGCACAUUAACGAGAACGCGCUGCCCACGCUAUAUCGUGCGUACAUGGACGUGCUACCCGAAAUGGACGGGUAUAUUAACGAGAGUGGGAUCUUGAAUUUGCCCCGAUUGCAGCUACUAAUGCGACGACUGGCCGUCUUCGACCGGGACACGUUUCUCGAGCAUUACACCGACCUGAAAUAUCUGGAGUCGAAAUGUGGCAAAAACAAUUUGGAAGCAUUCGAUGUGUCGGCUGAUGAGAUUAUUAGUUCGAGCAAAGCUAAUGAUGAUCUGAUGGCACUAAUCAUGUCGUCUAAAAUGCUGGACUCUGGCGACGAAGAUGAAGAAUCGCAAAUUUCUGUGGGUGAUAUCGAAAACGAUCCGGUGCUGUUUGAGAAAGAGUUCAAAAGUUAUAAACGGAACUAUUACAUGACCAAAAUGGGUUAUGCUGAUUUUAAUGAAGACGUUCGUGCGGAACAAGCGGAAUGUUACAUACGAGCGCUCCAGUGGACACUACACUAUUACUAUCGGGGCGUAGUGUCAUGGUCAUGGUACUAUCCGCACCAUUACGCACCGUUCAUUAGCGAUGUGGAUCAUUUCGAUCAUCUGAAGCUAGAGUUCGAUAUGGCGCGUCCGUUUCUACCGUUUCAGCAGCUUCUAAGUGUGCUUCCGGCGGCCAGCAAGAGCCACCUUCCUGCAGCCUACCACCAGCUCAUGAUCGACCCAAACAGCCCAGUCUACGAUUUCUAUCCACCCGAGUUUAGCACGGAUCUGAACGGAAAGCAGCAAUCGUGGGAAGCGGUCGUACUGAUACCGUUUAUUGACGAACGACGACUGCUCAAGGCGAUGAAAACUUGCGAUGAGUAUCUAACUGACGAAGAAAAGCAACGAAAUGUACACGGACCAAUGAUCCAGUAUCGGUACGAUGCCAAUCAGCAGGACCCGCUCGAGGCCAAGUAUGGCUUCGAACGGAUUGACAUACUUCCGGUGAAACGCACUGAAAUCUUUCGUGACGAUCUGCACGUGGCAGAGAACAAGCUCGUGCUCGGACCUUCCAAGGGAUCUCUCCUGGAAGGCUACGCUACCGGGUUUCCGACUUUUAAACAUUUGCCAUAUCAUGGCAAAUUGAAAGAGAUGCGCGUGAAGGUGUUUAAUUUUCCCAGCAAAAAUGACAGUAUGGUUGUGUGCUUGGAUGAAGUGCCCAAAGAGCAGCCGGAUACGGCAACACUGGCAAGGGAAUUGUUGGACAAAAUCGUUUACGUAAGCUGGCCUCAUUUGAUGGAAGCUAAGGUUGACAGCGUUUCCGACAAACAUCAGCUGUUGAAGCGGAUUAACGAGGCUGAGAAGGUUGACGAACGGAUGUUCAACAUUUGGUGCAAGUCCAUCGCUGAGCACAACGAAACCCGGCUUGCGCUAAGCGUUGGGCCAAUCCACCAGCUGGUGCAUGUACGAACGUGCGUCGGCACGGAAUACGUUCUGAAGGGUGACGGGUUUGUUCUGAAUCGAUUGUGGAACAACGUCGCUAUGCCUUACCCGGCCCAGUGCAUUGUACGGGAAGUAACUGAUGUAAUUAAGCGACAAGAGUCAUAUAUUACCAUCGAAAAAAUGUUCCCGCUACAGAGUACAAUCUUUUUGCGCGCAACCGACUGUUACGGUUGCAUGGGCGAGGUGGCAGACAUUUCGGAUAAGCGUAUCCAAGGCAAAUUCUUGGUUUACGAAGAGCCGGAAGUGCGGGAAGUUUUCCAGAUGCACAAACAAUCGCUUCAAGGCUAUCGCUCUCCCAAUGAUACAGCUGCCAAGCUCGGAAUAUCUGUCAGUGUAUUACUGCAGCUAACGGGCACGAUUCUAGUAGCACACGGCGGUCACCGCUCACUGAAUAUAGAAAACGAGAAAACGGUUAACAUUGGACUGAGGUUGCGCAUGAUGUCAAAGAACGAAGCGGCGGUGGGAUUCUGUCGGCGACUGCAUAACCGCACAUGGGUGUUCUCCGACCGCACAGUAAAUCUCCUGCAGCGGUACGAUGAGUAUGCGCCUGGUUUAUUUGAAAAGCUCGAAGGUAGCCGCAACAAUGUGCACUUUGAGAGUGAUCUUUUCGGCGAGGGCAACGAAGGCAAGCUGGACGAACUGCACAAAUGGCUCAAGGAACAGGAGCACAACGAGGCCGAGCGGCGCAGCUGUAGUAUCGAGCUGCUGGAACGAAACGCAAUUGAGCGUCUGGUAACGCUGGUCGAUGAGCACAAUGAUAAGCAGAUACCUAGAGUGCGAACCAUGCUAGUUCCGCCCAAGGAUCUCUUGCGACCCGGCAUGAAGAAGGCCAAAACACUCGAUCCAAAUGCACACUUUGAGCUGCUGGAUCGAGUGGUGGUAGCAUCGGAGGCGGAAGAUGCUCCCGUAGGUAGACGCGGCACAAUUAUUGGUAUUCACAAGGUGACCGAUCCAAACCCCGUGCGCCGUGAAGCGAUCGGCCAGGAGGACAAUUAUUACGAAGUCCUGUUCGAUCAUUCCUUCCCAAAAGGUGUAAGUGUGUAUGGACUUGCGGGAACGGAGAAACGUGUACAGCGGAUGGCGCAAGGUGCGUUGUUGAACAUUUCCUACGGCCGUGCUUCGAAUGGGCAUCAACGCGGAGGAAAACAGUCGUCGGCGGCUGAUGUAAGAACAACGCAUCAUAUCGUACUGGGUAACAUGAGCAACAAUCAGAAUGGACCACAGUCGUCGAUCCAGCAUCGGGUAAAUGAACGAAUCGGCAAACGAAAUGGUACCAGGAAUGUGCCGAAUGAAAAGGCAUCCCAGCAGGAAAAUCGUGCUAGUGAACCCUCCACAGUCAAUUCUCCACGAUCAGUUACUACGCAGCAAGCGACGGAGCACCAACCGAUGGAAAAACAAGCUGCCAUCCUUACGACACCGAACAAUGUUCCCUCGGCGGACAUACAGCAACAGCAGAGGAAAAAUGAGUUUGAGCGGUUCUGGAAAAAGCUUAAGGAAUCCACCAACAACAGUGCAUUCGAUGAGAACGACAUUAAGCACAUUGCCCAGGUGAUGUCGAACAGUGCACUUCAGCCAGAAUCGAUCACUGUCGGUCUUUCGGACAAAAACGAGAAACCUCAAUCGGUAACUACGACGGUACAGCCAGAUGGCGAUCAAAUGACGGGAAUGUUGAAAAAAAUGCUCCGCAUUAAUGAUGGUCAGCAAGAGGGAAAAAGCCAGCAAACAGGAGAUGGUGCGCCGCUUGUGCAACCUCCGCUGGCCAGUCUACCGAAGCCACCACUGCAGUGGCGUAACAAGGAUAACGAGCCCGGUGGGACGAAGUAUGAACAGCGGUAUCAACAAUCGCAACGGCCUGCUGGUGUCAUCCCUGGUGGAAGUACUUCCAAUGUGAGACCUCAAAUAACUCCUGUCGCACAUCCAAGGCAAUUCAACAUGCAGACAAUAUUCAUGCGCCCUCCGAACUUCCCCCUACAGCAGCAUCAGGUACAGCAGCAAUUCUAUGGGCAUCCUAAAAUGCAGCAACAACCAUAUUUUAUUCAGCGGGCCCCCGACCCCACGAUGAUUCUUGGUCGUGGUGCGGUUCAAUCGAACAACUAUGCACCACCGCCUCGUAGGCCCAUCUGGCAAUCAGUGCCGCCGCCACUACAGUCAUUGCCGCCGCACAUAGCCAUCGACAGUAAGCCUAUAUCCGCACUGUUCAGUGGUGCACCAGCAGCACCCAUGAUGCCAUCGUACCCGAACCGAGGGCCAAUCGGUCCCCAAAAUCUGAGCUACAAUCGAAACAAUCCGGCCGGAAAUGGUGCCUUCGUACCACUGCAAGCUAUGAAGAAGAAUGCGAAAAUACGAGCUGCCACAACGACGAACAACGGCAACGUGCCGGAAGCAUCGUGUGAAACCACAAAAACAUCGGCCACGGUUCCACCGAGUAAACGAAAAUCGAACCCAAAAACUACUAGUGCACCAACGGCAACGAUAGCAGUAAGUAACGAUGCGAACGAACGAAAUGCGAGUCGCAAAGCGGGUCGAGUCAAAGAGGUUGCACAAACAACGAAUUCGGAUGGGUCCAUGUCCGUUGAGCAGCCAAACAGCGUAUCUGAGAUAGAUUUAAAGACUAACCAGGAACAAGUAACAAAAGACUUGCAGCAGCAGCAGCAGCCAGCGCUGUCGCUGCAACUCGACGAAAAGCACAAACCGUCAAGCCAAGAACAACCGGUAGCUACAAAUGAGAAGCAACUUACGGAUACGGGUAAUAGUAAUACAGUGUUGAAAAAGAGUAAGAAACGCAUAGCAGCACGGUUUGGUUCUGCACCCGUUGGCUAAACAGCUGCGAAGAAGACCAAUGCUAAGGCGACAUUACUUAGACAAACGAACUAUGACUGCCAAUAGAAAGUUGUCGUUCAAUGAUGUGUGGUACUAGGAGAUUUUAUUCAUAUGAUAUUUGUCCCGGUUUCCCUUCGUGUGCUAGUUGGGAGGCGAUUUUACUGUACCUUUUAUCGAUUUGUAUCUUUUUUUUAAGAGAUUGUGACCUCUAGCUGUUAUACAUUUAAAUAAUAGUGCACUUCACUCCUUUUUUCUAAACUAUUACAUCAUGUUACUUCCAUUUUCAAAUACUCCAAAGUGAAAAAUUUUAAUUGUUUUUAUCUUCAACUUUUUAAAUGUCUAAUCUUUUCGAUUUCUAAAAUACGGUUUUCUUUCCAUUAUCGAAACAACUGUAAAA
Messenger RNA from Anopheles darlingi, 5704 nucleotides. It is a transcript of the gene pcm, whose product is annotated as 5'-3' exoribonuclease 1. The record is from RefSeq and is a predicted model, not a curated record. Gene Ontology annotation, molecular function: 5'-3' RNA exonuclease activity; RNA binding. Gene Ontology annotation, biological process: rRNA catabolic process; nuclear-transcribed mRNA catabolic process. NCBI's taxonomy places the organism in Eukaryota, Metazoa, Arthropoda, Insecta, Diptera, Culicidae. The coding region runs from base 130 to 5307 and encodes 1725 amino acids. The transcript has 9 exons. Gene Ontology annotation, cellular component: nucleus.